ACACAAACAGUGCGCCGCUGGGAAAGCAGGGGGUCUCAGGAUGGUGACAGCUAGUAUAGCUCACUGUUAGUUUACUAGUUUAGCUUUGUUUUAAAGGAUGUUUUAUUUCAUCUAAAUUAAUAGUGAACCUCUCUUUUGUCCGCUGAAGGAAGCCCGUGUGUUAUUGUGAGUCCGAAAACUUGAUUAACCAGGCCGAGUAAUUCAUCACAGUCAGGCUGAACACUUGAUGACUGUUGUUUGCUCUAGAUUAAAGGAUCACUUCUUAACAGGAGACAUGCCUCCUCCAGAUACGAUGUACUGCUCCCAGCAGAUCAACAUUCCCCCAGAGCUGCCUGAUAUCUUGAAACAGUUUACUAAAGCUGCUAUUAGAACACAGCCACCUGAUGUACUGCAGUGGGCUGCCACAUAUUUUUCAGCACUUUCAAAAGGUGAAACUCUGCCAGUCAAGGACAGGCUAGAAAUGCCAGUAGCAACACAAAAGACAGACACUGGGCUUACUCCAGGCCUGCUCAAGGUCCUUCACAAGCAGCUUUCACCAAAAGAACCUGUUAUGAAAGAGGAGUUGCUGAAGAAGUGGAAAGGCUUGUGCUUGCCGGUUGAACAGCUCAAUACACUCCUUGACCUUGGCAACUUUGAUGAACAAAUUGACUGGAUGGGGUUCUUUGCUCUGAGCUGCAGUGCUUUGGGUGGAACCAUCAUCAGUGCUCUAAAACAUGCUUGUGAAAUCCUGACUGAGGAUCCAGAGGGUGGGGCUGCUCGGAUCCCUUUUGACACAUUUGUGACUCUGUACACUUACCUGGCCAAACUGGAUGAAGACAUUCCUCAAGAUCAGAUAGACAGUUUCCUGCUCAGUCUACAGGAGCCUGUGCAGCGCCAAGGAGGCAUGGUCCAGCCCACUAAUUUCACUGGCCUCAGUCGCUCAUAGGGGUCUGAGUGGAGGAGAGGACAGAUGGCCGUCAGAUGUGCUCUUUCAGCUGGGCUGUGGCAGCCUUCUGUCACUGCACUACCAAGAACAGGAAAAAGGCCUCAUGUUUCAUCAUUUUUUAAUGUUUCACUCUGAGUGAUUCCAGCAUUACAGAAUGUAGCAUAAAUGUAUUGGCGAUUUUAUUUAUAUGAAUGUUUGAAUAAAGGUUAUCACUGUGAA
Astyanax mexicanus (Mexican tetra) is the source of this 1144-nucleotide messenger RNA. It is a transcript of the gene ropn1l, whose product is annotated as rhophilin associated tail protein 1-like. Lineage: Eukaryota; Metazoa; Chordata; Actinopteri; Characiformes; Acestrorhamphidae. The record is from RefSeq and is a predicted model, not a curated record. The transcript is spliced from 7 exons. Bases 227 to 925 code for a protein of 232 amino acids.